AUGAUCACGAAGAAGAAGAGAGAAGACACCAUGGCGGAAGAGAGAAGCGGGAAGAAGCAAGUGAUGGUGGCGAUGGACGAAAGCGAUUGCAGUAAACGCGCUCUGAAAUGGACGCUCGAGUACCUCAAGGAAAGUCUCGCCGAUUCAGAUAUCAUCCUCUUCACCGCCCAGCCUCCACUUGAUCUCAGCUGCGUCUACGCUUCCUCUUAUGGCGCCGCUCCGAUGGAGCUGAUAAAUUCAAUGCAAGAGAAUCAUAAGAACGCUGGAUUGAAUCGGCUUGAUGUUGGGGUCAAAAUCUGUGCUGAGAGUGGGGUUACACCAAAGAAGGUGAUGGAGUUUGGAGUUCCUAAAGAAGCGAUAUGUGAUGCUGUUGAACAGCUUGGUGUUGAUUUGCUUAUCGUUGGAAGCAAUGGUAAAGGGAAACUAGAAAGGACGUUCCUUGGAAGUGUUAGCAAUUACUGUGUUAACAAAGCUAAGUGCCCAGUUCUUGUGGUGAGGACAAAGGCUUGA
Molecule: messenger RNA, 510 nt
Organism: Microthlaspi erraticum
Lineage: Eukaryota; Viridiplantae; Streptophyta; Magnoliopsida; Brassicales; Brassicaceae
Source: the annotation of a GenBank genome assembly